AUGACUGAUUGUCAAAGUUUGGCGACUUCGAUGUUUUUUCAGCCCGAUUGGCUUGAACGUCUUUUAGAAGAUUGUGAACGCGAAGCUAUAGAUUAUCGAAACGUGAAGCUCCUAAAGCGGGAGGGCCGAUCUGCCGUAUGGAAUGUGUGCAUGAUGCUCGGCUGCCUAUCACACGGAGUGCCGGGUCAAGCUUGUCAUCUUUUCGAGCGUUACUUGUAUAGGCUCCUAAAUAGUCAAGGAAACCUUAGCGAUCCUGAGUCACAAGUAGUAAUAGUAGACAACAUUAUGCCACGGUUUCUUCUUAUGAUAACUUGCUGCGUGCAGCUCUCUGCUAAGAUGAGCUCCGCGGACACACACAACAACGCUUCAUUAUUAAGAAUAGCUCUGCUGACUAAGGGCAUUUCAUAUUCUACUGAAGAAAUCAAUGCAACUGAGGCGGAAAUCUUCAAAAUGCUAGAUUUCCGUAUGCCACUAUGGACGAGUGUAGACAUGGGCGAGCUCCUGGCUACGGAACUCAAACUGCCAGCCCAAAUAAUCAAAGCGGUCGCUCGGAUCGUGGACUUGUCUGAGUACUAUCGAGAAGACAUUGAAAGAAAAGUCUUCUGGGCCGCGAAUUUGACGUCUACGACUCAAAAUGUGACUGGUAUACGGUCGCUGCACCUCUCCGCGGGCGCGGUGGCCGCGGCCGUGCGCCUCUCCCCGCACCGCCCGGAUCCCGCGCCCGCCCUCGCUCGCCUUCUACGACUCCCGCAGGCCUACAUUGAGUGCCUCCGUGACGUCAUCUUGAAACAAAUGGCCGGCAACCGUACCACGCCGACGAUACUGAAGAGGAAAAAUUCAGCAUCGAGUUAA
Molecule: messenger RNA, 852 nt
Organism: Vanessa atalanta (red admiral)
Lineage: Eukaryota; Metazoa; Arthropoda; Insecta; Lepidoptera; Nymphalidae
Exons: 5
Coding region: 1-852 (283 amino acids)
Source: RefSeq, a predicted model, not a curated record